AAGUCAGUUCAAAUUCACAUUAGUUGGUACUCUUGGUACUUUCGGUUUGUUUCGUUUAAAAAAUAUGACACGCGUUCUAAUAAGUCUCAUAUACUUAACCGCUUUUGUUGUCACAUACGCUCACGUUGAGCUUAAGGACGAGGACUACAAUAAAACAUGGAUGUAUAUGCCCAACGGUGAGGGCGAAAUGGAAGUGGCUUACCUAAUUGAACCACCAGCCGAACAUGAUCGCAGUGAAGUUUCCGAGUUCAUACAACUUGAGUAUUACGGCAGCACAAACCCGGAUAAACCGUUGACAACUGCAUUUUCGCUACGUGGAGGUCUACGUCGUCGCAAACGCGAGACAUGGGAGGAGCUAGCCGAUAGAUUCAAAGCCGACAUGAAUACAAAGAUACUGGUGCAUGGGUGGAAAUCGAGCUCACGCAGUAACUCCAUACAAGCCAUACGCAAUGCGUACACCGAUCGCGGCAAUGUGAAUGUGUUCGCUAUCAAUUGGAGCGAUCAGGCGGAUAAUAUUUAUUAUCUUGAGCCUGCGCGUUAUACCGUGCAAGUGGGUAGAGCGGUGGCUAAAUUAAUUGAUCUGUUGGUGGAGGAUAAAGGUGCCGAACCGAAGGACAUACAUUUGAUAGGACAUAGUUUGGGUGCGCAUAUUAUGGGCUAUGCGGGCUCGUACACCAAGUAUCGCGUGGGACGUAUUACGGGCUUGGAUCCGGCGCGUCCCGCUUUUGAGGGCAGCACUGGACCAGAAAAUCAUCUGGAUGUCACCGAUGCCGACUUUGUGGAUGUCAUACACACUUGUGCGGGUAUUUUGGGUUUCAAGCAGCCAAUUGGCGCGGUGGAUUUCUAUCCAAAUGGCGGUGGCGCUUUCCAACCGGGCUGCAAGGAGCCCAUGCAAAUAUUAACUGGCUGCAGUCACGGCCGCUCUUGUGAGUUUUUCGCAGAGUCCAUUAAUAGCAAGAAAGGUUUCUUGGCAACCGCCUGCAAUACCAUUGUGGAUGCUAAUGCAAUGAACUGUACUGGUCAACGCAUUCUAAUGGGUGACCCAGUUUUGCCAAACACUCGUGGUAUUUAUUCAGUCAAAACAGGCGAUAAACCAAAUUUUGCGCUCGGUAUGGAUGGUUAAGAGGUUUUAAAAAAUAA
Messenger RNA from Zeugodacus cucurbitae (melon fly), 1140 nucleotides. RefSeq names its product pancreatic triacylglycerol lipase-like. Lineage: Eukaryota; Metazoa; Arthropoda; Insecta; Diptera; Tephritidae. The record is from RefSeq and is a predicted model, not a curated record. Gene Ontology annotation, molecular function: lipase activity. The coding region runs from base 65 to 1123 and encodes 352 amino acids. The transcript is spliced from 5 exons. Gene Ontology annotation, biological process: lipid metabolic process.